This is a messenger RNA of Perca fluviatilis (European perch), 1492 nucleotides long. It is a transcript of the gene slc39a9, whose product is annotated as solute carrier family 39 member 9. Gene Ontology annotation, cellular component: membrane. The record is from RefSeq and is a predicted model, not a curated record. Gene Ontology annotation, molecular function: metal ion transmembrane transporter activity. Gene Ontology annotation, biological process: zinc ion transport; transmembrane transport. The transcript has 7 exons. NCBI's taxonomy places the organism in Eukaryota, Metazoa, Chordata, Actinopteri, Perciformes, Percidae. The coding region runs from base 522 to 1457 and encodes 311 amino acids.
GUCUCGCGGAUACGUGGCAGGUUUGCUUCGACAGGUUGAGAAGAUGAAUUGUGACCCGGAAGUACUUUUCAGCAGCCCCAACAAGAGGCUGUUCUGUUAGCUAGCUAGUUGUGUUAACCAAGUCGGGAAGUUGCAUUAUAAUUAUUGACAGCUGAAUCUGGAAGAAAUGAUGUGGGGUAAAAGAUGUUUGCAAGUGAAUGUUUACAUGUCAGGAUUCCGCAUUUGUGAAUUUUGAGAGCCGGGCAGUUGCCGAAGCUAGUUAGCUUAGCUUAGCUAAUCGAGGCCAGAGGCUGUAACGUCCGUGUUUAGUUAACGUGGAUGUUUGGAAGCGAGCUGAACUGCUACCAGAACAGGGACGUUUAUUAAAUGUACAGCUAUUGUUAACCAAGCUGCAUGCCGGGGCAUGUAAUUUAACUUGACGAGCACGGCUAAAGUGCGUGUUAAGAGCGAUUGUAGCUAGGUGGAGGUUGGUGUUGAUGUUUUAGCUUAGCAGAAGAUUAGCCGAAGAGAAAAGUGCAGCCAUGGACGAUUUUAGCUCUAUCAGCCUGCUGUCUCUUGCGAUGUUGGUGGGAUGUUAUGUGGCCGGGACAAUACCUUUAGCAGUCAACUUUUCAGAGGAAAGGCUGAAGCUGAUCACUGUGCUGGGAGCAGGGCUGCUGUGUGGGACUGCACUGGCUGUUAUCAUCCCUGAGGGGGUCCACGCACUUUAUGAAGAAGUCCUUGAAGGUGUACACCACAGCCAUGGCCAGGUUGGAGUCGUGGAGGUGUCUGAGGCGAAGGGCGACGCAGACGCGGCCCUGGGGAGUGCCAGCGGGAAGCAUGAGCACAGUCACGAGCAGCUUCACGCCUGCAUCGGCGUGUCUCUGGUCCUGGGCUUCGUCUUUAUGCUGCUGGUGGACCAGAUAGGCAGCUCUCAUGUGCACAGCACCGAAGAUCCAGAGUCAGCAAGGGCCGCCUCUUCAAAGAUCACCACCACCCUGGGUCUGGUGGUCCACGCUGCAGCUGAUGGAGUGGCUUUGGGUGCUGCUGCCUCCACCUCUCAGACCAGCGUCCAGCUCAUUGUCUUUGUAGCGAUCAUGCUGCAUAAGGCUCCAGCUGCGUUCGGUCUGGUUUCGUUCCUGAUGCAUGCUGGUCUCGAGAGGAACCGCAUCCGCAAACAUCUGCUGGUCUUUGCCCUGGCAGCGCCUGUCCUCUCCAUGCUCACCUUUUUAGGCCUCAGUCAGAGCAGCAAGGAGGCCCUGUCAGACUUCAACGCGACCGGAGUCGCCAUGCUCUUCUCCGCCGGCACCUUCCUCUACGUGGCCACCGUCCACGUCCUCCCUGAGGUCGGGGGCGGCGGCCACAGCCACGCCCCCACGGGAGGCAACGGGGGCAAAGGACUGAGCAAGGUAGAGGUGGGAGCUCUGGUGCUGGGCUGCCUCAUUCCUCUGGUGCUGUCCGUCGGUCACCACCAUUAGACCCCAGCGUCCAGGACGGAUUCCAGACCGGUGUA